Amaranthus tricolor (Joseph's coat) is the source of this 940-nucleotide messenger RNA. Its product is annotated as BURP domain-containing protein BNM2A-like. The transcript has 2 exons. The record is from RefSeq and is a predicted model, not a curated record. Bases 50 to 844 code for a protein of 264 amino acids. Lineage: Eukaryota; Viridiplantae; Streptophyta; Magnoliopsida; Caryophyllales; Amaranthaceae.
AACUAAAAGUGGUAUACAUCAACAAAUCAACUAACCCACGUCAACAAUAAUGAAGAUGGUACUCAAACAAAAGUCUCAUUUUCUAAGUUUGAUCUUCUAUUAUCUACUCUUUUUGAAGUUCAUGAGUGCUGCUGAUGCUGGGAACAUAGCUGAAUCAGAACAAAUGUUCAUCAAAUACAACGAUCUUAAGAUUGGAAAGGAAACACCCGUUUACUUUGGAGGUCUAUUUUCUUCAGAAACCCCAAAAUUUCUCCCCAGAGAAAAGGCAAAUCUAAUCCCUUUCUCAUCCCAAAAACUACCCGUUAUUCUUCAGUAUUUUGGGUUUAUUCCAGAAUCUUCUCAAGCUCAAUCUGUGGAAAGCACUUUAAAACAGUGUGAAAUGAAAGAUGAAGAAGCAAUAUGUGUGAAUUCCAUGGAAUCAAUGAUUGAUUUCGUUAGCGGAAUCUUCAAAAAUAGAGAAGAAAUAGCACUGAAAAUGAUGAGUACAAGCCCACUUCCAGAAACUUCUAGAAGACUGCAAAAGUACAAGAUAAUGGAAGAACCGCAGGAAAUAGAAAGUGGGAAAGUGGUGGAAUGUAUAAUGUUGCCGUAUCCAUACUCGGUUUAUCAGUGUUAUUUAUUCGCAGGAUCUGAUUACAAAGUGUUGAAAGUAAAAUUGAAGGGUGAAGAUGGAGUGAAAAUGGAAGCCAUGGUUAAUUGUCAUAUGAAUACAUCGGGUUGGGAUCCAAAUGAUGGAGCCCUGCGUGUUUUAGGGUUAAAACCAGGGGGUUCUCCGGUUUGUCAAUUUCUGUCUUCAAAUGAUAUGGUUUGGUUUCCUGCUUCUGCUCUUGAUUCAAAUGCUUGAUUAGUUUGAAUAUCAAGUCAAGUCCCUUGUAAUGUGUACUCCACUUCUAAGCGUAUAUUAAAUGAAUAAAAGACCCUUUUAUGGGUUGGUUGUCUA